Molecule: messenger RNA, 3093 nt
Organism: Lachnellula hyalina
Lineage: Eukaryota; Fungi; Ascomycota; Leotiomycetes; Helotiales; Lachnaceae
Gene: SEC5
Product: Exocyst complex component
Exons: 3
Coding region: 1-3093 (1030 amino acids)
Biological process (GO): exocytosis; Golgi to plasma membrane transport
Cellular component (GO): exocyst
Source: RefSeq, a predicted model, not a curated record
AUGGCGGAUUACGAGAGACGUGUGCUGGAUCACUACCAGCUCUCCACCGCAUAUCCUCUAGAAUGGCCCCCCGAGAAGGACCUGAGCGAUGAUUCAGAUGAAGAGGACACGAAACCGCAACGCAAUGGCAUGUUGCGGAGGUCCAAAUCGAGAUAUUCAGCCUUGGAACGGGUCACCAGUGAUCGCAAGAGUCUAGUUCCUGGCUCGCAAAAAACGGGGAAUGGCCCGGAGAAUCUAGUGCAGAGAGAUGAGCCUGAUCCUCUGGGAACCACGGAAAGCGUUGUGAGAAUAUUGCGGCAGCUGGGUCUGCCGGUUCAGGAUGAUACACGGCUCCGCAACAGAUUCCUUCUCUCCUCUACAACUUUUUCCCCAGCGCUAUUUCUAUCCCAAGUCCAUUCGACGGCAUCUACCGACUCCCUCAUCCGUGGUCUUGACACCCUCUCCAGAUCUAUUGACCAGAAAUCCGCAUCGUUGAAGGUCCUUGUCGAAUCCAACUUCGAGCGCUUCGUUCGCGCUAAAGCCACCAUUGACAAUGUCUAUACCGAAAUGAAGUAUCGAGGGGAUGUUCCCACAACACGGCUUGGCCCACACUCGCGCCAUGCCAGCAGGAAUAGUUUCAGAACUAGCAGUGGAAAUCAAGCUUCAAUGGCACUUGGGCCCGACGCCAAAAAGAAGAAUGCUUUGACGAAAGAGAGCGAGUAUGGGGUUUUGGGCAUCAAAACGCCGCUUCUCGAUGUAUCGGCCAAGGCAGAAGAAGUCUGGGGUCCAGCUUUGGGAGGGCGGGAGAAAGAAGAGAGUCUGAAAUCCAUGUCUACAACGGUUAGUCGAUACAAAGAGCUUUAUGAGGUCAACGGAGCCAUCACCGACUGUAUCAGAAGGAAAGACUACGAAAGUUUAGUGGAGGAGUAUGCAAAAGCCAAACGAUUUGCAGACGAUGCCAAAAGACUCUCGGAUCAGUUAGCUUCUACACCCCCUACGGAUUCACAGAUACACCAACUUCUGCUAGCUGCUCGGGUAUGGCAUGAUGUUGAAGAUCAAAUUGAAGACUUCAAAAAAGAUGUUUGGCGUAGGCUGAUCGCUAUGCAAAGCAUUUCAAGGUCUGGCGAUGCUUUUGGUGGCCAGCAGGACCAGCAUAUGGAACUCAUUGGUAUUUUGCUCGAAUUGGGGGUGGUGGAUAAUCCUAUAUGGGUCUGGUUACUCAGCCGAUACGACUACUUGAAGAGCAAAAUUACUACAUUUUCGGAUCGUUCAAGGGUCGAAAUUGAAAUUCUCCGAAGGAGAUUAGCCAAAGGAGACAGACCUACAGCCCAAGUAGUAGCAUCACACCUGAGAUCUCUUGCUCGCCAGACUGCUGAGGACAAACCAACCUCUUUAGAUUCUGCAGAGAUCAUUGAACUUUGGGAGAAAAUGAAUACCUUCUUGACUGGAAUGUUAUCUGCUCAAGGGAUUCUAGGCGAGGUCAUGGAAUUUUGGCAAACAGUACAAAGUUUUGUAGAUGGUCAAGCCCAAAAAACAUUGCCUAUUGGAUUAAAUGGCGAGUCACGACAACACCAUAGGCUUUCUGACCAAGGCACUCUCGACUUACAGAAAGGAACCGUAGAAUUGGUCGAUAUGAUAAGGGAGAGUAUAUUUGCGUUCUUCGCUGAUCCACCUCUGGAAGAUAUUUCCUCCUUGUUCUCUCCAUUACCACCAACUCCAAGGACCCCCAAAUCAUCUGGUGCUUCGGGGCUGACACCAACAUCAAUGCGAGACCCGAGGUUCAAUUUUGACAACCUACCACCGCCAUCACCGAAACGAGGCGAGGCGUGGGAAAAGUUUGCUUUCUGGCCACCGUGGUCAAAUUCUCUGAGCGGAGCUAAUUAUCUCUCGAAACUUCUCGUCUUGGUGGGGACUGGUGCCAGUGAGAUGGCAUCCAUCUCCGCUAUCAGAAACGGUGACACGGCGGCAUUAGAGCGACUGAAAGCCUUGGUAGGCGGUGCCCGCGAAAGGUGUGUGACCGCCAUAUGUGCAGCUUGGAACAAGGAUGCCGAAAAUAUCAAGGUCUUGGAGGACUGGAGACGAUCUUCGGAGAGGCGUAACCUGACAAGAAUGCCUGCAAACUUCGGUGCAUUUGAGAGUGCAGUUCUCUCGGGGAUGCAGAAGAUUCUAUACAUUUCCGAGGCAAAAGUUGGCUCUGCAGGUGUUGUCUUUCCUCCUCCAGCAAAGCUGUUGCAGAUGGUUAGGAGCCAAUUUGUGACUACGUUAUACAAGGCAUUGAGUGGAAUGGUGGAAAAUGCGGAGAAAUCUGUGGCAAAAGCAGAAGAUGACUGGACGACGGACACCGAUGGUCUCGCAAGUCCUGUUGCAACUGUGAUCGCUACUAGCAUUGGGGCAGGGACUGUCAAUUCUAGUGACAGGAAUGUUCGCAUGCUCCUAACUUUGAGCAACCUUCAAUUUCUCCGUGUUGACAUUGUUCCAAACCUCACAACCCAAUUUGAGAACGCAUUCUCGGUCAAGUUGACCGAGGAAGCCAAGACAAUCCGAGAUGUCCUUGGCCAAAUCGAUGCCCGUCUCUUCCAAUCCUACACCCGGCCGGCCGUCGAAAACGUGCGCAGUAUCAUCCGUCGAGGCAUUUCUGCUCCAGAGUGGGCUCCAGGACCUAACGAGAAACCGAAGGAUGUCAGACCUUAUAUCUACGAAGUACUCCUCAGUCUUGUCCUUAUCCAUACCCAGGUCUCCACCACAGCCUCCUCCCUGACGGCUCAAGUACUUUCGUACCUUCUCGAGCAAGCAUCCCGCGAACUUCUUGAGUCGUUCAAGCAACGUCAACGCUAUCCCCUACCGUCACUCAUGCAAGCAACUUUGGAUGUGGAAUUUGUGGCACAGACUCUUAGCCAAUACACGACAGACCGCGCAAGUGAAACACAAAGUCAAGUCUAUCAGGAGCUAGAUAAAGGGACAGACAACGAUGCAAGACAGAAACUACAAAAUGAGCUGCCGGAAAUGAGAGCCGUGCUCAAGAGGCUUAGAGAGGGAAGCAGAAGCGAAUUUGCUUGUUUCAAGAAGGCUAGAAGAUCAGAAAGGCCGUCCAUACCACCACCACCCACAGUGUGA